AUGGAAGUUAUUAAAUCUCAUCGUCCAACUCAAUCACCUGAGAUUGAUCCUUCAACUUUAUCAAAUUAUACUCAAUUUUCAAUUAAUAAUACUAAAUUACAUUUUGAUAUUUCAUUUGAUAAAAAGAUUGUAAUUGGUUCAGCUGAAUAUGAUUUAAUUAAGAAAUCAUCUCAAAUUAAUACAAUUGAAUUAGAUACUUCAUAUCUUACCAUUAAUAAAAUUAUCAUUGAUUCUAUUGAAAUUAAAGAUUUUCAAUUACAUAAACGUCAAGAACCAUUAGGUUCCAAAUUAUCAAUUCCAAUUCCAACAACUGUCCCUUCCUCAUUCAAAUUAUCUAUUGAUUUCCAAACUACUGAAAAAUGUACCGCUUUACAAUUCUUAGAUAAAGAAGCUACUGAUGGUAAAAAAGCUCCAUAUCUCUUUUGUCAAUGUCAAGCCAUCCAUGCUAGAAGUUUAUUCCCUUGUUUCGAUACCCCAGCACUCAAAUCAACCUAUACCCUAUCAGCGAAAUCCCCAUUACCUACCUUAAUGUCUGGACGUCCAUUACCAAAAACCCAAGACAAUUUAUAUAAUUUCACCCAACCAGUACCAAUCCCAUCAUAUCUCAUCUCCAUCGCUUCAGGAGACUUGGUCAAUGCCCCCGUGGGUCCCAGAUCCGAUGUUUAUUCAGAGCCAUGUAAGAUCAAAGCAUGUCAAUGGGAAUUCGAACAUGAUAUGGAAAAUUUCAUUCAAAUUGCUGAGAAAUUGAUUUUUGAUUAUGAAUGGUUAAGAUUUGAUUCAUUGAUCUUACCUUCAAGUUUCCCCUAUGGAGGGAUGGAAAUUCCUAAUUUAUGUCAAUUGACACCAACUUUGAUUUGUAAAGAUCGGUCACAAGUUAGUGUUGUUGCUCAUGAAUUGGCUCAUUCUUGGUCCGGGAAUUUGGUGACUAAUUGUUCUUGGGAACAUUUUUGGUUGAAUGAAGGAUGGACUGUAUAUUUAGAAAGAAGAAUUCUUGAAGGGAUCGCAAUUGCGGAAGCUAGGGAUAAAGGAUGGGAAAAUCCUGAAGAAUAUGGGGAGAGUGUAAGACAAUUUAAUGCGAUUAUUGGUUGGAAUGAUUUGGAAAAUAAUCUUAAAUCAAUGGGAGACGAUGUUGAUAAAUAUUCAACAUUGAUUCAAGAUUUGAAAAAGGGUGAAGAUCCAGAUGAUGCAUUUUCAACUGUUCCUUAUGAAAAGGGGUUUAAUUUAUUAUUCCAUAUUGAAAAGAAAGUUGGAGGUAAGAAAGUAUUUGAUAAAUUUAUUCCAUAUUAUUUUAAAACAUAUAGAUAUAUUUCAUUGGAUACUUAUCAAUUCAUUGAUACCUUAUAUGAUUUCUUCAAAGAUAAAACCCAAGAAUUGGAUUCUAUCGAUUGGGAUAAAUGGUUAUAUCAACCAGGAAUGCCACCUGUUGAUCCAAAAUUCGAUACUACUAUCGCAGAUAAAUGUUAUCAUUUAGCUGGGAAAUGGUAUGGUUAUACUGGAGGUAAACAAGUCCCACCAAAUACAUUCUCCGAAGAUGAUAUUUCUGAAUUUAAUGCUAAUCAAUCAGUUAUAUUCUUAGAUACAUUAAUCUCCUAUGGAAAAGUAGAAUCAUUCAAUUGGAACCAAAAUCAAGAUUUAUUAAAAUUGAUGGAAUCUACUUAUAAAGAAUAUAAUCAAACUCUUAAUGCAGAAAUAUUAUUCAGAUGGUAUUAUUUACAAGUAAGUGGUGAACGUCCAGAAUUUAAAACUAAAUUGGGAGAAUGGUUAGGUACUGUUGGAAGAAUGAAAUUUGUUAGACCUGGUUAUGCAUUAUUGAAUCAAGUUGAUCGUGAAUUGGCAAUUUAUUAUUUUAAGAAAUUUGAAAUGAGUUAUCAUCCAAUUUGUAGAGCUAUGGUUAAGAAAGAUUUGAAUUUAUAG
Hemisphaericaspora subhashii is the source of this 1914-nucleotide messenger RNA. RefSeq lists its product as uncharacterized. NCBI's taxonomy places the organism in Eukaryota, Fungi, Ascomycota, Pichiomycetes, Serinales, Debaryomycetaceae. The transcript has a single exon. Gene Ontology annotation, cellular component: cytosol. Gene Ontology annotation, molecular function: metallopeptidase activity; epoxide hydrolase activity; zinc ion binding. The coding region runs from base 1 to 1914 and encodes 637 amino acids. The record is from RefSeq and is a predicted model, not a curated record. Gene Ontology annotation, biological process: proteolysis.